This is a messenger RNA of Erigeron canadensis, 930 nucleotides long. RefSeq lists its product as uncharacterized. The record is from RefSeq and is a predicted model, not a curated record. The coding region runs from base 1 to 930 and encodes 309 amino acids. The transcript has a single exon. Lineage: Eukaryota; Viridiplantae; Streptophyta; Magnoliopsida; Asterales; Asteraceae.
AUGAAAGCAUGGAACGUACCUAUUGCAUGCCGAAUGUUUAGGUACGCCCUCGAAGGAGAUGCCAGAGAAUGGUUAAAAAGCGUAACGAAAAGGUCAAUUGUUAGCUUUGAUGACCUCAAAGAAAAAUUCAGGGCCCGGUUCAGUCAGCAGAAGAAACACAAGAAAAUCCACGUGGCAACCCACGGGAUAAGACAAAGAGAGACGGAAAGCUGCAGGUCGUUCAUCGACAGGUUUACUACAGAGACAGAAUAUAUAGUAGACCUUGCUGAGUCCCAAAGGAUAUCUGGACUAAUUCACGGCCUUCGACACAAACCACUAGUAGAAUUCCUAUAUAGAGACCUUCCGAAUACUUAUAAGCAAGUCCAAAAAAGAACGCAUGUAUUAUUGGACGCGAGGGAAAUAGCUUCUAAAGGGGACAAUAGUCCUCCACAUGACAAAGACGCUUCAGCAAAAAAGGGGAAAUGGGGAAAUGACAGAGAAAGACCUAAAUAUAGCCCGUACCAGAAGGAAGAUAGGGGACUUCACAAGACUAUUUUACCAGAACUGAACAAGACCCCGAAAGAAAUCCUGCUCACCGAAAGCGCAGCAAAGAAUUUCUCCACACCACCCCGAUUAAACCCAAGGAGCAGAAGAGACACUUCCAAAUACUGCGAGUUCCACCAGGACUACGGUCAUGAUACCAACACCUGUUGGCAGCUAAAGAAAGCCAUUGAAGAAGCUAUUAGCGAAGGAAAGCUGGCACACCUGGUUAAAAGUGUGAGGCAACAAACCCCCAAGAAGGAGGACGAGCAAGGAGAAAAAAAAAGGCCCAGAAAAAACCUACUAUGCUAUUUUGAAGAAAAAACUUGUGGAAAAGCACCCGCUCCCAAAGAUGUAUCGGGGCGAUGUAGGCAACAUUUCAUUUCCUUCGACAUACAAGGUUUUCCGUGA